UACUUCUCGGGCAGGAAUUGGGGGAAAACAUAAGAGCGUAAGGAUACAGCGGAGCUAAGCGCCGCUAGCAGCAGGUGCACAUUAACGCAUGGAAAUCACAGAUAUGGGAGGAAAAGCUGCCCUAACAUAUGCUGUUUAAUAGUUUGAAACGACAGGAGACACGUCGUCCGACACAAACCACAACCGUGAGCUUCCAGGAGAAUAAUGUCCCGAGCCCAUACCAUCUGCUGACCAUGUCUCUAGAGUGACUGUUCGCUGCAUAUUUUAGCCACUCACUCACCACCACCAUAUAUUCUCUACCAACAAAAUGUCAGGGACCUACACCCCUGCCCCUGGUGGGCCGUUCUCUGCUCUCACUCCAAGCAUGUGGCCUCAGGACAUUUUGGCCAAGUACCUUCAAAAAGGUUCAUCGGAGCAGCUCGAAGUGCAAUACGAUGAGUUUGGGUUCAGAGUGGACACUGAUGACGAUGGGGAGCCCAAGUCUUGGCUGAGGACCGAAGGUUCACCCCAGCGUGAAGAUCCUCAGCAGCGAUUACGCUGGCAAGCCCAUUUGGAGUUCACCCACAACCACACGGUGGGUGACCUGACCUGGGAUCUCAUUGACCCUGUCCUUCCAUGCUCUGAGCGCCUGCGGACCUUGGUGCUAGGGGGCAUACCUCACAGCAUGAGGCCACAGCUUUGGAUGCGACUGUCUGGAGCACUGCAGAAGAAAAGGACCUCUGAGAUCUCUUACAGAGAAAUCAUUAAGAACAGCUCCAAUGAGGACUCCACCACAGCGAAACAGAUAGAGAAGGAUCUGUUACGGACUAUGCCAACCAAUGCAUGUUUCAGUACUAUGACCAGUGUUGGAGUUCCAAGGCUGAGACGAGUGCUGAGAGGACUAGCCUGGCUCUAUCCAGACAUUGGGUACUGUCAGGGCACUGGGAUGGUGGUAUCCUGCCUGCUGCUCUUUCUUGAGGAGGAGGAUGCACUGUGGAUGAUGUGUGCCUUGAUUGAAGACCUCCUUCCUCCAUCCUACUUCUCCUCAACUCUGCUGGGCGUCCAAACUGACCAGCGGGUUCUCCGCCAGCUCAUUGUUCAGUAUCUGCCAGCCCUGGACCGCCUUCUGCAGGACCAUGACAUAGAGCUGUCGCUGAUCACACUCCAUUGGUUCCUGACAUCAUUUGCCAGUGUGGUGGACAUCCGUCUGCUUCUCAGGAUCUGGGAUCUUCUCUUCUACCAGGGCUCGUUGGUGCUCUUCCAGGUCACACUGGGCAUGCUCAAGAUCAAGGAGGAGGUGCUUGUAUCAUCAGAGAACUCGGCUUCCAUUUUUAAUACUCUGUCGGACUUGCCAAGCCAGCUGAGAGAUGGCCCCGCAGUUCUCGGGGAAGCAAUGAGGCUAGCUGGUACCCUGUCUCAGGAAACUCUGGAAGCCCACAGACACAAGCACCAAGCCUAUAUCCUAAAUGAACAGGCUCAGCUAAACAAUGGAAACAACACAACACUCAACACAAAUCUCAAUAAGGUGGUGAGAAGACAGUCCCUGCGCAGGAAGUCCACACUGAGCUCCCUGCUGUUUGGGGAGGAUGAGGCAGAGGCUCUUAAAUCGAAGAACAUUAAGCAGACAGAGCUGGUGGCUGCACUGCGAGAGGCCAUUACCCGCACUGCAGAGCACUUUCACUGUUUUGACCCACGUCAUUCCAGUGCUGAGCUGACUCCUGACUACUCCAUGGAAAGCCACCAGCGGGACCAUGAAAACUUCCUCGUUGUGUCGCGCAACAGGCGGAGAAGGGCGAAGGCUUUGUUGGACUUUGAGCGACACGAUGAUGAUGAACUGGGCUUCAGAAAGAAUGACAUCAUCACUAUCAUCUCACAGAGGGAUGAACAUUGUUGGGUUGGAGAGCUCAAUGGCCUCCGAGGCUGGUUUCCUGCAAAGUUUGUUGAGAUCUUAGACGAAAGAAGCAAAGAGUAUUCAUCCGCAGGUGAUGACUCUGUGACGGAAGCAGUGACAGACUUGGCCAGGGGCACUCUGUGUCCGGCCCUAAAAGCCAUCUUUCAGCAUGGACUGAAGAAGCCGUCUAUACUGGGAGGGCCCUGUCACCCUUGGUUAUUCUUAGAGGAGGCGGCCAGUCGAGAGGUAGAGAGGGACUUCAACUCCGUCUACUCAAGACUGGUGCUAUGCAAAACUUACAGAUUAGAUGAAGAUGGGAAAGUACUAACACCAGAGGAGCUGCUGUACAGAGCAGUGCAGUCGGUCAACAUGAGCCACGACUCGGCACACGCUCAGAUGGAUGUCAAGUUUAGGUCUCUCGUCUGUGUCGGUCUCAAUGAGCAGGUGCUGCACUUAUGGCUGGAGGUGUUAUGUUCCAGCAUGGCUGCUGUAGAGAAAUGGUAUCACCCCUGGUCUUUCCUUCGCAGUCCUGGAUGGGUACAGAUCAAGUGUGAGCUCAGGGUGCUGUCAAGGUUUGCCUUCAGUCUCUCUCAAGAUUGUGAGCUACCCAAUAAGAAAGAGGAGAAGGAGCAGAGACCAUUGAAGGAGGGAGUGCAGGACAUGUUGGUCAAACAUCACCUCUUCAGCUGGGACAUUGAUGGCUAGACAUGCAGCAAAACUGUCUGAAUCCAAUCCAUGUCCUGUGUGUCUGUGUCUGUUUGAUUUCUCUUCCUGUUUGUUACAGACUGUCAAUCUUUAAUUAUGGUCUACGUGACUACUUCACAGACUCUGUCUCUGUCACGUCACCCUUCAGUGUUGGUCAGUGACGUCCGCCCUGUAGUGAAGACUGACAACUCUUGCUUCAGCGCUGAGGUUGCCUGAUUCGUAUGAGCUGAAGCUCACGUAUGCAUCAAGGUGCAUAAUUAGGUUUUAUUCGGACCCAGAAUAGGAUGUUUCAUUUAUAGUCUUGAAUUAUCUAAAGCUGUGUAAGUGAAACACUUUUCUAAUACAGAAUAGUCUGUACUCACUGAGGUGUUUCUGUGCUUGCACUGUAUUAACCAAGUGUGUUUUCCACACGAGUGACAUAUAUAUACAGUCUAUUCUCUUUCAUUGCUCGAUCAGGUGAUCACACUGUGCCAGUGGUCCCCAAAUUCCACAUCACCUUUAAAUUUCCCAAAGUGGAGACCACAACAGAACAUUCCUGAACAUGGACCUGUAUAGUUACGUAUUUGUUGGUGGAAUGCUACUUACCUCAGUGUCAUAUAUGUCCCAAUAUAUAUUUCCUGAAAUACUAAUGUUGCACACACCAAGUAAAGCCUUUUCAAAUUGUGAUACGAAGACUAAGGGUAUGUGUGCUACCAAAACAGUGACAGCACACAGUCUUAACACUUGUAUGACAUAUUGUAAAUGAAGCAGAGACUUUUUUGUGUUACAAAAUCUACAGUAAAUAAAUGUUACAUAUAUUGUA
Messenger RNA from Solea senegalensis (Senegalese sole), 3377 nucleotides. RefSeq names its product small G protein signaling modulator 3. NCBI's taxonomy places the organism in Eukaryota, Metazoa, Chordata, Actinopteri, Pleuronectiformes, Soleidae. The coding region runs from base 308 to 2575 and encodes 755 amino acids. The record is from RefSeq and is a predicted model, not a curated record. Gene Ontology annotation, molecular function: protein binding. The transcript is spliced from 21 exons.